This is a messenger RNA of Drosophila nasuta, 1340 nucleotides long. RefSeq lists its product as uncharacterized. Bases 21 to 1313 code for a protein of 430 amino acids. Gene Ontology annotation, biological process: SCF-dependent proteasomal ubiquitin-dependent protein catabolic process. The record is from RefSeq and is a predicted model, not a curated record. Lineage: Eukaryota; Metazoa; Arthropoda; Insecta; Diptera; Drosophilidae. Gene Ontology annotation, cellular component: SCF ubiquitin ligase complex. The transcript is spliced from 3 exons.
CACCCCGGUAAAUGUAAACAAUGCAGAAGCUUGGUCUCGGCUGCCCGCUGGGUUUCCUAGCCAGCAAACAACAAAAACGAAAAACGAUUAUAUUGGAUCUGAAUUACGACUGUUAUGUGAAGAUAUUUGCAUAUUUGACCGCGCUCGAUGACAAACUGAAUCUAGCACGAGCCCAUCCGCAGUUUCGUGAUGUUUUCAUGCAAGAGGCGCCGCGUCGCUUUGCCAAAAUCAACAUGCGAAUGCUGCGCAGCCUGGCCGACUGGCCUUAUCUGCUGGGAAUGUGCGGCGAUAGCGUGUUGGAGUGUGAGUUGCGACAUGGACGCUGGGAUGAUAACAUAACGUUGCCAUUCCUAGGGCUAUUGAAUACCCAUUGUCCCAAUAUGCAACACUUGCACCUGAUUUUCGUACACUACGUGCCGCUGACACAGAUGCAGGGCACCGAAGCCAAUAUACUGCAAGUGAUGCAGCGCAAAGAUCUCAAAAGCAUCAGCUUAACCGAUGCCAAUGCGCCAAUUGUACUGCAACUGCAGCAUUUUAAGCAGCUGGAGGCGCUGCAUAUUGAUGGCUUUGACGAGGAGCUGCUGGAUGAUGAGUUCAUGGAGCAACUGCAGGCUUUGCCAUCUUUGCGCCGCCUCUCACUAAGAUUCGCCGUACGACGACAGUUUCCUCCUCUCGCUGAACACUGUCCGCAGCUGGAGCAUUUGUCGCUGGAGAACUUUGAAACAACGCUUAGUGAUCUGGGCGAUUUUCCCUCUUUGAAAUCGCUCAAUUUGAUAUGGCGCCUCUUCACACAAGUGAACAACAACCUCUUUCGCUCGCUGGCCAAGCGCUAUGCGGAUCGCUUGGAGCAAUUGCAGCUGACAAAAGUGAAACCACAGCAGGCAGAGCAUAUCACAGCGCUGGCCAAUCUCAAGAUGCUUGCUUGUCCUAUGUGGCCACGGGAGGCGCUGAGCAACUUGUGCGAGUUGCAGCAAUUGGAGUGCUUGGUCUUGCAGUGCACUGAGGCUGCAGUAAGCGUGAUGGAGUUGUUGGAUGUGAUUAGCAAUUGCCGUAAGUUGCAACACUUAAAGCUGGGAAAGCGCUGGCUGGACGACCAGCUGGAGCAGCUUAUUAGUGCAGCACAGAAAGCUUUACGCGCACAAAAGACGCGACCACCUUUGUUACUUACUUUGGAGUCGAUAGCCGUAAAGGAAUUGCAAGAUGAGUUGCGGGGUAGGACAAACUGCCAGUUUUUGCAGCUCGACUGGCGUCGAACAGCUUGCGAAUUAUGCACACCGGAUCGACACACCAAACACGAAGUAUUUCUAGAUUAAGCUCACCUCACAAUGUGACUGCUCAAU